AUGCAAAUUUUCCCCCCUCAGGUUAGUUCGAAGUCUGAGGACCCCACGAGCAAAGAUAUAAAAUCCCAGCAUACGAAGGUCCAUGCCGACAUACCGGUGAAACGCAACAUCCUAAACCAGUUUCUGGCCUUGUCACUUCGCCGUAUACUCUACGGCUAUCGCAAGUGGAUUGCGACUCUGGCCGGUUUCAUCAUACCCUUCCUGGUCCUGUUGGCAUUGCUUGGUUUACAAAAGGCAUCAUUAGCCCUUAAGGAUCCGGCUCUGUUGGUGUUGGGCCCGACAAGCAGUCCGUAUGAGCUUGGACCGUCCACUCAUGUUAGUGGUUAUUGGCAUCGUGACAAUCCUGAUGUGUUGCGAACUGUCUAUGAUGAUCAGGAAGUGCUUGUUAACUUGUCCGAGGAGAAACUGGGCAUAUUCGAAUUCAUAGAGUGCCUCAAUAUGGAACCAUGGUACUUCAUGGCAAAGCCUAAGAAGGAGGUAGAUCCCCUAGCACCGAUAAAUCAGAAGAUAUGCAAAGCGGUGACCUCAUUCUCCAAGUCGUUAUUGGGCAACAAUACGGCGACCUUUGACACUACUGCAUAUGGUAUCACCAGUCGGGUGGCAUUCACUGAUAUGACUGCUAUGCAUAUGCUACCAUAUGCUAUGUCGGCUGACUACCCCAACGCUACUAUUGUGAACCAUCCAUUGCCAGUCACCUACGGCCAGAAGAGUGCAGACUUGGUGAACUUGUCAAUGUCCUUCUCACUGGGCGGUAUGUUCGUCAUUGCCUUCAUAGUAGCGGCCAGUAACAUGUUGUCAUAUGCUAUGAUGGAGAAGACCUCCCUUGUGAAGGAACAACUGUAUGUAAGUGGAUGCAACAUUGCCAUGUAUUGGUUGUCGUCGUGGAUCUAUGAUUUCCUUACUAUCUUCGCAUGUGCUGCCCUGUGCUUCAGUGCUAUUAGUAUAUACGACUUGGACUUAUACCUGCAUGGAAAAGCUCUCGCUGCCACUUGGCUGCUCCUGCUUGGUUUUUGUUUUUCCGCACCAGGCUUCAACUACUGCGUAUCGCUGAUAUCAAGAUCAGCGACGAUAGCUACAUACAUAAGAGUUGGUGUAGGCUUGGUCAUCGGGAUGAUAGGCUCAUUCGUGGUCGCCUUCCUUCUCUAUAGUGGUCUCCGCAACCCUGCUGGCGUACCUCUCAUGUGGGUCUUCCGGUUGGUCCCCUCCUUUCCCCUGGCCAACGGUAUCACUACUAUGUUCUUCGCUACACUGGGUAUGGUACGCACUCCUGAGGGCCAGACUGGUGUUAUCGUCCCACCUCUGACGUCAGUGAUUGCAGGGAACUGUGUGGAAGGCUCUACACCGGGAAGUGAAGGCUACUACUGUGUGGCAGUUGCUGGUGAUGAUAUUAUCAUGUUGUUCAUAAUGGGUACCUUUUACCUGGUAGCGGCUAUAUGCCUUGACUAUUGGCUUUGUAACACACGUUGGAAUACGAAGAAGGACGUCAUAGUGCCCGCCGAUAAGCUUGGCUUCGAGGACCUUAGGGUCAUCGAGGAGAAGGAAAGGGUUGCCGGGCUUGAUCCGGAGGCUCAAAUGGUCUACAUACGUGACUUGAAAAAAGUAUUCCAUCCACAUAGCAAGAGGAAACAGGUAUGGGCAGUUCGUGGGCUCAACUACGCCUCGGCGGACGGUGGCAUCUUUGGUCUUCUUGGUGUUAAUGGUGCCGGUAAGACUACAACUUUCAAGAUGCUAUGUGGCCUGUUGAAACCCUCUGCUGGGGAUAUCUACCUAGCUGGGAGGAGCCUAUCAGGAAACACUGACGAGGUUCGGAAGAAUAUAGGCUAUUGUCCACAACAAGACGCUCUUAUCGACGGUCUCACUGUGGAGGAACAUUUAACAAUGUACGGCACGAUACGUGGAGUGCCUCUAGGGAUGAUGAAAGCCCAUGUAAAGGAGUUGAUGGAGAUCCUACAGCUAAGUCGCUACGCCCAUUCAUAUGCGACAAGGCUAUCAGGAGGCAACAAGAGGAAGCUGUGUGUUGGUAUGGCCCUCAUUGGUCAGCCCUCCAUAGUCUUCUUGGAUGAGCCUACCACUGGUGUGGACCCCGAAGCCCGCAGGAACAUUUGGAACGUGAUUAACAAGAUAGCAAAUGGUAGAGGUAAGAGGUCAGCAGUUAUCCUUACUACCCACAGCAUGGAGGAGGCAGACGCCUUAUGUAACGAAAUGGUCAUACAGGUGGAAGGCCAAUUCCGAUGCCUUGGGACUUCACAACAGAUCAAGUCCGAGUACGGCGCUGGUUAUAAGCUGCAAGUUCAUUUUAUACCGUCGCCCAUUCGUGAGAGGACCUUGACGCUGCGUAGGAUAUCUUCAGCGGCUGACAGGGAAGACUUUCUAAUGCGGACUGAUGAUGACAUUGUGGAACUCCUUGAAAACAACGGUGUAACGGACCGUAACGCUAUCAACUGUGUGAUACUGCUUGGGUCACCUCAGCCGGAAGGUUUUCGUAUGUUCAGUGGCCCAACCCUUGCUGAGGGUAUACAUCGUGCACAAGUCCAUGAGCGCAUGUUGCGGUGGUUGAAGGAGAAUCUGGGUGUUGGUUGUAGCUCAUUAGAUGCCUUUGGAGAAUACAAUCUCCCGAAAGAGCUCAAACUCGGCGAGGUAUUCACUCGAUUGACCGAUAGCAGUGUUAAGGAGGAGCUCGGCUACGAUGACUUCCAGCUUACUCAAGCCACGUUGGAGCAUGUGUUCAAUUCUUUUGCUAAACAGACUCCUGCAAGAGACGAUAAUUGAUUAUCAUCGAUGUGUUCUUCCUUGUUCCUAUUCCUAUAGUAGUACCAUAUGUAUACACUUAUAAUUCCUCCGUAUCUCCCUGGUUACAGGGGGCAUUCCU
Molecule: messenger RNA, 2869 nt
Organism: Perkinsus marinus ATCC 50983
Lineage: Eukaryota; Perkinsozoa; Perkinsida; Perkinsidae
Product: Nod factor export ATP-binding protein I, putative
Exons: 8
Coding region: 1-2769 (922 amino acids)
Biological process (GO): transmembrane transport; lipid transport
Cellular component (GO): intracellular membrane-bounded organelle; membrane
Molecular function (GO): ABC-type transporter activity; ATP hydrolysis activity; ATP binding
Source: RefSeq, a predicted model, not a curated record